UGUUCAAAAUUUCUAAGUAAUUUAUCAACACAGGCGUUAAGUUAUGCGAUUUGUCAUUAAUCUUCUAGCGGGGAAGCCCUUGAGUUGUGAAAACAUCGGGCGAGUAACCUUUGUGGAAAGCGGCUUUCCGUCGGCAAUCCUUCAAUUUGUUAUCUGAGCAUCCAUUCUACAAAAUUUGCUGCUGCAAGUGAAAAUAUCAGUUAUGAUGGUGGAUAAAUGCCACGCCCAUGGCUUAUUAGCUUCCUUCCAUUGCUAGAGGCUGACAACUGACUUCCAUUUCGCGCGCGGAAGCGAUGAAAAGCUGCAGUUCUUGUCAUGAUAAGGAAGAGAACUAACGACAGGAGCUCCAAUCGCCAGCAGCGGUCAAGUCUAUGGCAAAACUGUACAAACCUUCGCUCUCUAAAGCAAAUACAUGCUUCCCUUAUAACCAAAGGCUUCAAUUCAUGCUCAUCAGCCUUAAGGGAACUCAUUUUCGCCAGUGCUAUGUCCAUUUCUGGCACCAUAGACUAUGCCCAUCAACUGUUCGCUCAGAUUUCCGAACCGGACAUCUUCAUGUGGAACACAAUGAUGAGAGGUUCAGCUCAAAGUCAUCACCCAUUAAAAGCAUUUUCACUCUAUUCCCAGAUGGAGGGAACCGGUAUAAAGCCUGAUAAGUUCACGUUUUCUUUCUUGCUUAAGGCUUGUACCAGGCUUGAAUGGAGAAAAACUGGUUCUUGUAUUCAUGGAAAGAUCGUCAAGUACGGGUUUGAAGAUAAUAAGUUUGUGAGAAAUACCCUUAUUUAUCAUCAUGCUAACUGUGGGGAUUUGGGGAUAGCUAGAGCCAUUUUUUAUGAUUCAGGAGAAAGGGAUAUUGUUGCAUGGUCUGCUUUAACUGCAGGUUAUGCAAGGAGAGGGCAAUUGAGGAUGGCGAGACAGCUGUUUGAUGAAAUGCCAGUUAAGGAUUUGGUUGCUUGGAAUGUGAUGAUUACAGCAUAUGCUAAGAAAGGGGAGAUGAAGUUGGCAAGGAGACUCUUCGAUGAGGUUCCUAAAAAGGAUGUUGUGACUUGGAACGUGAUGAUUGCAGGAUAUGUGCUUUCUGGGGAGAACAAGCAGGCAUUGGAGAUGUUUGAAGAGAUGAGAGGUGUAGGAGAGCAGCCAGAUGAGGUCACUAUGCUGAGUCUUUUGUCAGCUUGCACGGAUUUGGGUGAUUUGGAUGUUGGCAUGAAGGUGCAUCGCUCAAUUUUGGAGAUGAGUUUAGGAGAUAUGAGUGUAUUAUUGGGGAAUGCGCUUAUAUACAUGUAUGCCAAGUGUGGCAGUAUUGAAAGAGCACUUGAAGUGUUCAGAGGGAUGAGGGAGAAAGAUGUCUCAACAUGGAAUUCAGUUAUAUUAGGUUUGGCUUUUCAUGGCCACGCUGAGGAGUCGAUCAAUUUGUUUGCAGAGAUUCAAAGGUUGAAAAAUAUCAGACCAAAUGAAAUCACUUUUGUUGGAGUGCUAGUUGCUUGCAGUCAUGCUGGUAAAGUCGAAAUGGGGCGUCAAUAUUUUAAUGUUAUGAAAGAUGUGUAUGGCUUAGAGCCAAAUGAAAGACACUAUGGGUGUAUGGUGGAUCUUUUAGGGCGUGCAGGGCUAUUGAAUGAUGCAUUUGAGUUCAUAGAAAGUAUGAAUAUUGAACCUAAUGCUGUAAUUUGGAGGACUCUUCUAGGGGCUUGUAGAAUACAUGGAAAUGUUGAGCUGGGUAGGCGUGCAAAUGAGAAACUACUGACAUUGAGAAGGGAUGAGAGUGGGGAUUACGUGUUACUCUCCAACUUAUAUGCUUCAGUAGGUGAGUGGGAUGGAGCUCAGAAGGUUAGGAACUUGAUGGAUGAGAGUGGAGUGAAUAAAGAACCUGGUUGUAGCGUAAUUGAAGCGGUUGAAGAAAAAGCUCUCAUGCGAUUUUUGUUUGAUUCAAAGAACAAGUUAAAUUCAAGAAAUCAAAUAUCAUAAGGUGCAAGUUUUGGUGAGACUUGCUUUCAUGUCUCUCUCUCACAUGCUACUGGAAUACGACUGAAUACCAUGUGCUGAUAAAUGAUAAUCUCAUUCCAUUACUCUUAUGUAGAUUGCAUUUUUUUUUAACCUUUUUCCUCUAAUAUUCCUUGGAAAUUAUUAACCUGAUUAUUUUCUUGA
Molecule: messenger RNA, 2139 nt
Organism: Manihot esculenta (cassava)
Lineage: Eukaryota; Viridiplantae; Streptophyta; Magnoliopsida; Malpighiales; Euphorbiaceae
Product: pentatricopeptide repeat-containing protein At5g15300
Exons: 1
Coding region: 316-1959 (547 amino acids)
Biological process (GO): RNA modification
Molecular function (GO): RNA binding; protein binding
Source: RefSeq, a predicted model, not a curated record